AUGCUUCAGCAUCAUUCAAAAAUGGCUCCACCAACCGCAACUGUUGUUGUGUCGACUCGUGAAGAAGACUCGAUGAACAAUGAGCCAUCGUUGAGUGGUCGUCAGAUUAUUGGUAUCAUAUAUCCACCUCCGGAUAUCCGAACAAUUGUUGACAAGACAGCCGCAUUUGUGGCACGAAACGGGAUCGAUUUCGAGAAUAAAAUUCGUGAGAAAGAAUCGUCGAAUCCGAGAUUCAGUUUUUUGAGUAAUACAGAUCCAUAUAAUGCCUACUAUCAGCACAAAGUGGUUGAGUUCCGUGACGGUAAAACCACUGAGCCCGCAGUUCAGCGUCCUCAAGUGCCAGAGGCAGUGAAAGAGCAUGUAAAGCAAACAGAGUUCAUUCCACGGAAUCCACCACCCCCGUUCGAGUUUAAAACUGAUCCGGCAACGAUCAACGCAUUCGAUUUGUUCGUUUAUUAUUUCUUUAUUCAGUUCAUAUUUAUGCACGUAUUGACGAUGCUGUUUCAUUUAGUUGCUCGAUUUGAAAGUCGUUCAGUACGAAAACAAAACUUUUGUGAUGCAAACGAAUCAUGA
Molecule: messenger RNA, 573 nt
Organism: Anisakis simplex (herring worm)
Lineage: Eukaryota; Metazoa; Nematoda; Chromadorea; Rhabditida; Anisakidae
Source: the annotation of a GenBank genome assembly